Messenger RNA from Chara braunii, 1165 nucleotides. The record is from the annotation of a GenBank genome assembly. NCBI's taxonomy places the organism in Eukaryota, Viridiplantae, Streptophyta, Charophyceae, Charales, Characeae.
GGGUAGCGCCAGCCGUGAUUGAUUGGAGGUUAUUGCACAAAAGCGGCGCGAUUCUUUGCCAUGGAGGUGAUUUUGGAGAGGGAGCUACAUAUUGGAGCAAACGAAUGGCUGAUUACCUUGGAGAACGGACGUAGAUGGCGGUCUACACGAGAUUGUGAGGGACAUGUCUUUACGGCUGCAAAUGGAGCCAGAGGUCGAAGGGGGAGCGAUCUCUCUGGCUGGUUGGCUGAAGGAGAAAAGUGAGGAUAUGCUGGAGAUCAUCUGGGAGCUGGAGGAGGGGCCGGAUCCUCGGCUUGAUGUCUGCAUCGAUUGGAGGAGGGCAGAUGGCAUCAUGUCUGUCUGCAAAACCCUCUGUAAUGAGGGUCGCGAUUUGUAUGCUCUUCUGGAAGACCGGUUGGAGGGCGUUAUCGAUUGUGAGGACGCGCAAGUGGCGAUAGAGGCAACAACGUUAACAUCAAGACCAUCAACAACAUCAAUAAAUGGGUGCAACAACAACAACAGCAACAAUGCUAACAGCGACGAUAACACAAACAACAACAACAGUGGCGAAAACAUCAACAUCAACAACAACAACAACAACGACAGCAACAACAACAACAACAACAACAACAACAACAACAACAACAACAACAACGAUAAUAUCAACAGCAACGACAACGACGACGGCAGUGACGACUUCAGAAGCAGCGGGGUUGACAGCGGUGCCCGUGCAGAUGCGAUCACCAUCAACAUGAUGGGGGAGAUGCCGCAAGUGGGCGAAGGGGAGAUUGAGGUUGGUACGGAAAAGGGGUUUGCUAUCUCCCCCCCUCUCAACAGUAGUGACAACGACGACGACGACAACAACAACAACAACAACAACAACAACAACAACAACAACAACAACAACAACAACAACAACGACGACUACGACGAUGACGGCGAUGGCGGUGGCGACGGCCAAGGGAGCAGCGGGAUAGGAAGCGGCAUCCGGGCAUCUGAGAUUAUCAUCAGCGUGAUGGGAGCGAUGCUGCAAGCGAACGUGGCGGGAUAUGGGGUUGUUAUAGAGAAGCGGUUUACUGCUUUCCCUCCCUCCAACCUCGAUACAGAGUUCUUCCUUGUGGUUUGGCAGAGGAUAGGAGUAGGAUAGCUGGGGGUGAUUGAUGUUGCCCGGCGUGCAAUACCAAUC